Talaromyces rugulosus is the source of this 2511-nucleotide messenger RNA. RefSeq lists its product as uncharacterized. The transcript has 9 exons. NCBI's taxonomy places the organism in Eukaryota, Fungi, Ascomycota, Eurotiomycetes, Eurotiales, Trichocomaceae. Bases 1 to 2511 code for a protein of 836 amino acids. The record is from RefSeq and is a predicted model, not a curated record. Gene Ontology annotation, biological process: NADPH regeneration. Gene Ontology annotation, molecular function: nucleotide binding; oxidoreductase activity. Gene Ontology annotation, cellular component: cytoplasm.
AUGAACAGCAAAUAUAUCUUUGACCCAGAAGGAGACACUCUGCUUCUUUUGAGAAAUUCCGAUGAUCCUUAUACCAUAUUGGGCUGUGACUACAUACCAAGGCGACGUCAACAGGUUCGGUCUCCAGAUGGACCGCAACUGGGGGUUUAUAGGGAGUCAUAUGAAGUGAACCGGGAUAACGAUCCAUCAUAUCAUGAAGACGUGGAAGAAAAAGAAAAAGAAGAAGAAAUCCUGAUGAGGGUGUCUUCAAAACAUCUUACCUUGGCAUCCCGUUACUGGAAGGCAGCUCUGAGUGAAAAAUGGCGUGGCCCACGGCAGCCUGGGCAAGUAAUGCAGCAUGAAGUCCAAAAAUAUGAUGUCAAUUCCAUGGUAACACUGAUGAAUAUCAUCCAUGGACAUGGCAAUAAGGUGACAAGGGCUAUGAGCAUCGAAAAGCUCGUCCUAUUCGCCGUCAUUAUGGACUAUUUCGAGUGUGCCGAAAUCUGUUCUCCAUACACGGAGAUUUGGACGAAACACAUCAUUCAAGGCGAGGAGAAGAAUUAUCUGUCUUUUAGUAAUAAUCUCCAGGCCCUUUGGGUUUUUCGUUUGCUCGGACACCAAUAUGGGGCCGACUUUUUUAAGCAAAACAGUAUCAGAACAAUGAGAGAGCGUCCCGUUACUCCUUUCCUACCAGGCACCAAGCACUUAAUCGCCGAGAUCGACUGUCUUAGAGUGAAAGCCACCCGUCGACUUGUGACCAGGCUCCUCAGGGCUGUACAGGAAGUCGGCUGCUGUGAAUCGUGCUUUCACGACCCAUUGGAAAGGUUCUACAAGCGUCUUUGGUCCUGGAAAAUAUAUGAUGCGAAGAGGAGAAGGGUUCUAUACAACUGUUCUAUCGACACGAUUGAACACGUCGCUUCAGACUUCAAAGUAGUACCCUGCACUAGUUGUCUUCGCCCCGAGAAACUCAAGAGAGAGAUUGCGAGGGUCCUUAAAAUGGAGCUUGUGGAGACUCGGCGCAUACCGACGCAUAUAUCCGACAAAGACUCGUGCUCCGUUGGGUGCAGAACGUUCUGCAUCAAUGAUCUCCUGAGCAGCUUGCAAACUCAGCGUAAUGGGUUUCUCGACAAGUACGGUUUUCCCUUUCUGAAGAGCUUCAAUGGUAUAAGGGGCAUGGUACUCGUCCGAUGUGAGCACCACUACGACGUCGAUGUUGGCAUCGUUGAAAAUGUCUGCGGGAUUGGUGGUUGCGUGAGGAAUGCCAAACUUGGUAGCACAGUGGUCUGCUGUUUUUCUAGAUACAUCACAGAUUUUCGUGACUUUGUAGUAGCUCGACAGAAACAUGAAGGUUGGCAGAUGUACUAUUUGAGCAACGUCGCCGCCGCCGAUAACCCCUACUUGAAGGGUUUUUUGGGCCAUGACUGGAGACUGCUGAUGCAAAACCCUUCAAUCGCUGAUAACGCUGUAUACACAACUAUCGCUAAUAUGUCAAUCGGAGUCGCACUUGUCGGUGGAGGGAUCUGGGCUAGAGAAGAGCAUGCUCCUGCUAUUGAAGCUGCCGGAAACAUCGUUUUAAAGGCCGUCUUCUCACGGACUGUCAAGUCUGCCCAGUCCAUCGCCGACGCGGUUACCACCCCUGUCGAGCUCUAUUCAGACGAAUCGGGUGAAGGAUUUAAUGGACUGUUGAAGCGCACGGAUAUCCAGGCUAUCGUUGUAUCAUUGCCAAUCGCAAACCAACCGCCUUAUAUCAAGUCUGCACUUUUGGCCGGAAAGCACGUUCUAUCCGAAAAGCCAGUGGCAGAAAAUGUCAAGGAAGCCGAGGAAUUGAUUAAAUGGUAUCGCUCAGAGAUCAAGGGACCAACCUGGACGAUCGCGGAGAAUUGGCGCUUCCUAGCUAGUUAUCGGUUUGCAGCUGAGCAGAUCAAGACACUUGGAAAAAUUACUGGUUUCCAGGGACGUCAGCAAGGAUUUAUUACGCUGAAUUGGAAGUUCAACCUGACCGAGUGGCGGAGAACUCCAACACACCAAGGCGGCUAUAUUCUUGAUGGCGGUGUGCAUCAUAUGGCAGGACUCCGACUUCUCCUUGACUCGCAUCCUGGAAAUGAGAUUGCCAAGGUGUCUGCUUUCACUAACCAGCUUCAAGAAUAUCUUCCUCCGGUUGAUACCGCUGAUGUUAUUCUCCGGACAAAGUCUGGCGUCACUGGCGUUUUCCAAAUAUCUCGAGGCACUACAUUGCGUGCAAACGACUGGACCAUUGCUUGUGAGAAGGGUUGGAUUCAGAUCCAAGAGGACAAGGUGACCAUUUCUCGUGAUGGUCAGGAAGAAGUGAAAACCAUUCCAAACGAAAGAACGGGGGUCCCCCCUGAAAUUAGGGCUUGGGGAGAAAGUCUUGCUUCUGGGAUUGUCCGACCAGAGCAAGAUCCCGAGGCUGCUUUGGCAGACCUCGAAUUGAUCGAACUCAUCCUACGCAGCGGCGAACAAGAAGGGACACCUCUACCUUGCAAGCAUCAGACGGUGGAACAGGGGAAAUAA